Dictyostelium discoideum AX4 is the source of this 759-nucleotide messenger RNA. RefSeq lists its product as hypothetical. Gene Ontology annotation, molecular function: ATP binding; protein kinase activity; catalytic activity. The record is from RefSeq and is a predicted model, not a curated record. Gene Ontology annotation, cellular component: EKC/KEOPS complex; nucleus. Bases 1 to 759 code for a protein of 252 amino acids. Lineage: Eukaryota; Evosea; Eumycetozoa; Dictyosteliales; Dictyosteliaceae. The transcript is spliced from 2 exons.
AUGGAUGCCAAUGAAUGUAGCAAUAGUGAAAAUUCAGCGACAACAACAAUACCGAAAUCAGCAUCACCAUCUACAACUAUAUCAACAAAAGUUGUAAAAUUAGAUGAAAUUGGUAUACUUAUUUCACAAGGUGCAGAAGCUAAAACAUAUGAAACUGAUUUAUAUGGAUUAAAAUGUAUUGUAAAAGAAAGAUUUUCAAAAGCAUAUAGACAUCCAAUAUUAGAUCAAAAGAUAUCAUCAAAGAGAAUAUUACAAGAAGUUAGAUCAUUAAAUAAAUGUAAAAAAAAGGGAAUUCAAGUACCAUCACUUUAUUUAGUUGAUAUCGGUAAUAAUAGAAUCUAUAUGGAAUUUAUAAAAGGUGAAACUGUAAAACAUUAUUUAUACAAAAAUCAAGAAUCAACUCAACACCAAAAUCAAAUAGAAUCAAUAAUGAAAGAAUUGGGUAACCAAAUUGGUAUAAUACAUGAAAUGAAUGUAAUUCAUGGUGAUUUAACCACUUCAAAUAUGUUAUUAAGAGAAUCAACAAAUGAGUUGGUUUUCAUUGAUUUUGGUCUUAGUUAUACUUCAAAUUCUGUAGAAGAUAAAGCUGUUGAUCUUUACGUUUUAGAGCGUGCUUUCAUUAGUACUCAUCCAAAUUCUGAACAAUUAUUUCAAACAAUUUUAUCAAACUAUGAAUUAACUUCAUCAAAUUCUAAAAUUGUAAUUCAAAAAUUAAAUCAAGUUAGAUUAAGAGGUAGAAAGAAAACUUGUUUUGGUUAA